Molecule: messenger RNA, 1906 nt
Organism: Humulus lupulus (European hop)
Lineage: Eukaryota; Viridiplantae; Streptophyta; Magnoliopsida; Rosales; Cannabaceae
Product: histidinol dehydrogenase, chloroplastic
Exons: 15
Coding region: 187-1710 (507 amino acids)
Biological process (GO): L-histidine biosynthetic process
Cellular component (GO): chloroplast stroma; cytoplasm
Molecular function (GO): histidinol dehydrogenase activity; metal ion binding; NAD binding
Source: RefSeq, a predicted model, not a curated record
UUUGUUUUAAGCCUCUGUCGUGACUCCUGCUGCUCAUUUUUAGUUGUCUUCUCAGUCGCAGGAGAGCCAACAAUCAGUGGAACUAUACCAACAGCAGUCCCCAAAAUACAAUCCUCAGCCCUCUCCUUCCCUCUCGCUUGCCUCCAUCCAGGGUUUUAUGCUUUUUGAUUCUGAUUGAAGGUGGUAAUGGACAGCCAGCUUCUGCGUUUCAAUCAGAGUAACUAUCUGCUUAACUCCAAAUCCAACUCUUCGCUGCGUUUUCGAGUUAUUGGGCCUGCUCCUAAGGUCACAUAUCUUCAGUCUCAUUGCUCUUCCCGAGUUGGCUUACUUGAUGAAAGAGAGUCGGAAUUUAUGCUGUGUUCAGGUGGGUUCGGGUCUAAGGGGAUAAAGUGUGCAAUGAAGUCUUAUAAAUUGUCAGAACUUUCUCUUUCAGAGGUUGAGAACCUCAAGGCUCGACCUCGAAUUGAUUUCUCUUCAAUUUUCACUACGGUCAACCCCAUUGUCGAUGAUGUUCGCAAAAGAGGUGAUUCUGCAGUUCGAGACUAUACUGCAAAGUUUGACAAAGUUGAUUUGGAUAAGACGGUUGUAAGCGUUUCCGAGCUUCCAGAUCCGGAGCUUGAUCCUGUUGUAAAAGAAGCAUUUGAUGUUGCAUAUGACAACAUCUAUGCAUUUCAUUUUGCUCAGAAAUCAGCUGAGAGAAGUAUAGAGAACAUGAAAGGUGUGAGAUGCAAACGAGUGGCAAGAAGUAUUGCUUCUGUUGGUCUUUACGUUCCUGGGGGAACUGCAGUUUUACCUUCAACUGCUCUGAUGCUUGCAAUUCCUGCAAAGAUUGCUGGAUGUAAAACUGUUGUUCUAGCAACUCCCCCAAGUCAUGAUGGCAGCAUAUGCAAGGAAGUACUAUACUGUGCUAAGAAGGCUGGUGUCACUCACAUCCUUAAAGCUGGAGGAGCUCAGGCUAUAUCUGCCAUGGCAUGGGGAACAGAAUCAUGCCCAAAGGUUGAAAAGAUAUUUGGCCCUGGAAAUCAGUAUGUUACAGCUGCAAAAAUGAUUCUCCAAAACAGUGAAGCCAUGGUGUCAAUUGACAUGCCUGCGGGACCUUCUGAAGUUCUUGUCAUUGCUGACAAAUAUGCUAGCCCUGUUCAUAUAGCAGCUGACUUACUAUCUCAGGCUGAGCAUGGCCCUGAUAGUCAGGUAGUUCUUGUAGUCACGGGAGAUGGUGUAGAUUUUAAAGGUAUAGAGGAUGAAUUAAAGAAGCAAUGCAACGACCUACCUAGGGGAGAAUUUGCUGCCAAAGCACUUGGCCACAGCUUCACCGUAUUUGCUCGUGACAUGGUCGAGGCUGUCUCCUUUUCAAACUUGUACGCCCCAGAGCAUCUAAUUGUUAAUGUUCAGGACGCAGAAAAAUGGGAGGGUUUCAUUGAGAAUGCAGGGUCUGUGUUUCUGGGGCCGUGGACGCCAGAGAGUGUGGGAGAUUAUGCAAGCGGAACAAACCAUGUUCUUCCCACAUAUGGUUAUGCACGGAUGUAUGGUGGUGUAUCUCUGGAUUCCUUCCUAAAGUACAUGACAGUGCAGUCUUUGACAGAAGAAGGUCUGAGAAAGCUUGGUCCACAUGUGGCAACAAUGGCUGAAGUUGAGGGCCUUGAGGCGCACAAGAGAGCCGUAACCCUUAGACUCAGGGACAUUGAAGCCAAACAGGUCAGCAUGAGAUGAUAAUUUGGAACAGUUCACCAUAUAUCAUUUAUGUUGUUGUAUCUAAGGAUUUUAAACCUAUAGAAGAUAUUUUGUUUUUUGAACAUUUAAUUUAAUAAUUGAUGACUGCGUGAUGUAGAACAUUUGCUUUCAGCGGGAGAAGCGAAUAUAAAGUGAAUCCAUCAUUACGCAUCAAUCAGACGUAAAGAUUUGGGAA